This is a messenger RNA of Pelobates cultripes (western spadefoot toad), 4886 nucleotides long. Lineage: Eukaryota; Metazoa; Chordata; Amphibia; Anura; Pelobatidae. The record is from the annotation of a GenBank genome assembly.
CUACGCUAUACGUCACCGCAGCGCCGGAAGUUGCCUUUUGCUGUUUUAGUCCGGUCUCGCUUGUCGCAGUGUGUUAGUAACGCGGCUCACAGACCAUGGCGGACGUACUGGAUGUUCACGUUGCCGGUGGGGAGGACUUCGCUAUGGACGAGGAUGGUGAUGGUAAAAUUGGUGAUGGACAUUAUACAUCACUGGGGUUGGAGGGGAUAGAUAUCCAUCACUGGGGUGGGGGGGGAGAUUUUACCCCUCACGGGGGAUUUUACACCUCACGGGGGGGAUUUUACCCCUCACGGGGGAGAUAUUACCCAUGGGGCUGAGAUAUUAGCCAUCGUUGGGGGGGAGGGGAUAUAAUACACCCCAGCGAUGGGCAAUAUCCCAGGUACUACUAGUAUUCUCAGCUGUGUAGAUCGGGGGGGUGAUUAUAUAACUAGCUGUAGUAGCUCGUAAAAAGUGUCUCUAUGUCCCCAGGAGAGCUGACUGUCCCCCUCACGGGGCAGUUAGAGGUGUCGAGCGAGUCCUUGUUCUGAGUGUCCUGUCAAGGAAGGUAUUCAUACUACUUGUGUUUUAAAAGUAAAACCGGCGAGGCCAGGUCAUAUCACGGGCAACAUCAUCCAGCAGGGCCCGUUUGAGUUCCAUGCGAAUCUCACUCAAGGUCUGUGGAUCCGGGGUAGAUUUAUUACGUUCUUCCGCGCUUCGUAGCGAUUCCUGCAGAUCUCUGAUCUUCUGAGUUUUAAGCAGUUUUUUGUAUGUUGCUGUCUUGAUGAGCAGGCCUCUGAUGACUGUCUUAUGACACCACACAGUGGCAGCAUUGACAUCUGGCAUGUUGUUGAGAGGAAAGUACUCCUCUAAGGCAGUAGUCCGUUCCGCCAUGACCGCUCUAUCUUUCAACAAUGAAUUAUUCAGGAGCCAUGUCCAUCUCGUUGGAAUCAAAAAGCCUCUCAGAAUGAGAUCCCACCACGAGAUGGACCGAAUGUACCCCCCCUGUACCACCGGAAUCGUCUUUCUGGAUACCAGAAACAAGUCAAUGGGAGAAUACGUCCCAUGAAGGGCCGAAUAGAAUAUGUAGUUGUGCUCGCCAAGGUGAUGCACCCUCGAAAUAUCCACCAAUUUACAGUCUUCAAUAAAACUACGUAAAAGUUUGUCGUUGGCUCUCAUCCCAUAAGAACGCCGGGUCCCAGGAGCCACGCUUCUGUCAGCUGCUAUACAUGAGUAGCGUUACAGUCCCCUCCCAAUACCAAGUACUCUGCACUAAGAGGCCUCACAAGGUCCCCCAAAUUGGUGAUCAGCUGUGUUUGGUGCGUAUAUGUUUACUAAAUGAAUUGUUUGGGUCCCUAGCAUACCAGUCAGACAUAGGUGUCAUCCGAGCUGGACCCCGUAAUCUGUAAAUUGCAUCUCUUGUGAAUGAGAAUUUCAACUCCAUUAUGUUUACGAAAUGAUCUGGAAGAGUACGAUCUAUCAAAAUUCUUCUUAUACCUUAACACAAUAUGGGAGGGCCUUGGCAGAUGGGACGCCUGGAGAAAUGCGAUAUCUGCCUUCAGUCGGUUUAAUUCCUUAUAUAACAAGUGCCUUUUCUUAGGGUAGUUGAGGCCUUUGAAAUUCAGAUACACAAUCUUGCACUGCUUUGCCAGCUUUUUUUAACAGGGUUUUUGGAAUGGCCAAGUAAUUACUGUGUUAAGAUUGUGUGCAAAUUUACUUAAAGGGACACUUCAGGCACCCACACCACUUUUGCCCAUUGGAGUGGUCUGGGUGCCAACUCCCAUCACUGAAAUAAUUACCUUGCAGGGUUAAGUCCUCCUCCAGUGGCUGUCUAUCAAACAGCCACUAGAGGGACUUCCGGCUUCUUAAAACACAAAAAGUGUUUUAACCGAUGUUGGACGUCUUCACGCUAUGCAUAAGAACGUCCAGCGUUGCCUGAAUAAUGCUUUUCGUAUGGGGAGGUCUAAUGCCCUUCGACGGGGAGGAGCCUGACCCAGUGCCGACGGACAUCGGCGCUGGAUUCAGGUAAGUCACUGAAGGGGUUUUAACAUGGGAUGGGGGUGGGAGAGAGGGGGGCACUGCAGGAUUCUGCAGUGCCCAGAAAAUGGGUUUGUUUUCCUGACACUGGAGAGUCCCUUUAUCCAAAUAGUGUAUUGCUGUAAUAUAAACAGAUAAUUCUGUAAAAUCAGAUUUCCUGUGUAAUGCAAGGGGGACCAGGGAAUAGUUAGUCGUACACUAUAGUGUCAAAAAUACAUGUUUGUAUUCCUCAUCCUAUUUUAAUGUAGAAGUGAACCCUGCUGUAUUUACUUUAUUCCUAGAACUGGAUGCCUCCAUCUUGGCUCCCUGUCUCUUCCAUUGACCAUUGUUAAUGUAAGAAGACAAACCGUAUCAAUGUUCCUGUUCUACUCGUUUGCGUUGUCUGUCCUGGGAUAUGACUAAACUAAGUUGAAUUGUGACGUAUAUUUUUUUUAUUUUAUUGUACCCUGUUGUAUCAAUGCAAUGUUUUGUGGAACCAGGACAUACCUGAAAACGAGAGAAAUCUCAAUGUAUCCUUCCUGGUAAAAAUAGUUUAUAAAUAAAUACAUUUGCACAAUCUUUGAUAAGCAUAUAAAAUAAAAUCUCACGUAAAAAAAAGUUAUAGGUGGUUUUGAUGUUAGUCUUGUUUAACAUACACAUCUCCUUCAAUUUCCACAGAGAGUAUUCACAAAUUAAAGGAGAAAGCCAAGAAAAGAAAAGGGAGAGGAUUUGGUGCUGGUAAGUCAACACUUUAUUAUGGGGGGUUGUGUGUUUUUUUCAGUCGUGUGACUUUGCAAUAGUAGAAAAGUGUUUGUUCUCACGACUUACCUUUUUUCUGUAUUUUUCUGUCAGAGGAAGGUUCAAGGGCCAGAAUUAGAGAGGACUAUGACAGUGUUGAACAGGAUGGAGAUGAACCUGGCCCACAAAGAUGUAAGUUUGCGCUCUCAUCACUUCAAGUUCUUGCUCUGCAAAUCAUGCCUAUAUUUUCUUUUAAGGAACACUAUAAUGUCAGGACACAACCCUGUAUUCCUGACACUGUAAUGUUAAACCCACUAUUUCCAUCUUCGACCCCGUUCGCUUUGCUUUGAAAAGCUGUUUUUACUCAAUUUGUUUCCCCCAGCACAGCGCUGGUCUCACCCGGCAGUCUCUGCCUCCUUGGCUGAGAUCAUCAAACUUGAUGAUCCUAGCCAAUCCAAAGCUUUCCCAUAGAAAAGCAAUGGGAGGUUGUUGCACAUCCACAGCAAAACACUGCACUGCGCCAAUCGACAUCUCACAGCGAUGUAUUGAUUCAAUGCAUCUUUAUGGAGAAUGUUCAGCACCUUGCUAACUCCAGUGCAGCACUGACACAGAAAUAAACUCUAGUGGCCGUCUUAGUGACCGCCACUAUAGGUGUUACUAGGCAGCAAUGUAAACACUGCCUCUAUGCAUGUACGAUAGUAAAACUCUAAGGUGAUCUUGCAGGAUCAUCCAUAGAGCCUAAUGACAACUGGGGGCUUGACAAAAGGUAGCUUUGCCCUUAUUUCAAAGAAAUCUCAACAAUCUAUGUGAAUAUUUUUAUAAAGAUUCCCUCAUUUUAGACAGGAGGGUGAGUGCCAUUUAAAUUAUUUUGUUCAUCUUUGCUCAUGUUUUAUUGUAUAAUCUGUUUUCUAUGUUUUUUGUAAAGCUUGGUGUCACUUUGUCUUGGUCAGUGUAACUUAUGAAUUCCACUCUGCCUGUCCUCAGCUGUAGAAGGCUGGAUCCUGUUUGUGACUGGUGUCCACGAAGAAGCCACAGAGGAAGACAUUCAUGAUAAAUUUGGAGAGUUUGGAGAGAUUAAGAAUGUGCAUCUGAAUCUGGACCGAAGGACUGGCUACCUUAAGGUGAGAUUCAAGAUAACCAAGACUAACCCAAACCAACCAUCCUAUGCACUUGAGCAUAUCUUUGAAAUUAACAAAUGUCUUUCCUACAGGGAUACGCACUGGUAGAAUAUGAAACCUAUAAAGAGGCUCUGGCUGCCAUGGAAGGUUUAAAUGGGCAGGAUCUCAUGGGGCAACCUGUCAGUGUGGAUUGGGGCUUUGUUAGAGGACCUCCUAAAGGCAAGAGGCGGUAAGUGUCCAGUGUUUUUCCACAGAUCUGCAUUAAUGUCCAGCCAGUGAUUGCAGUAGGGCUGUGGUUUACUUGAUUGGCAAUUUAGCCACUCAGGAUAGGUAAAACACAUCAAUAAAAUAAUGGAAAGCAAGACUUCACAAUAUAUUCUACCUAAGAUAGAUUGAGGAGGAUAGUGUUUCAAUUUUUUUAGAUAGAGGCUCCAGUAUGAAUAUGACAUGUACUGUAGACCAGGGACUGGCAAUGUUUUGCUGUCCAGAUGUUCCAGCGUUACAUCCUCCAUGAUUUAUUUUCCAUGGAGAUGAUGGGAAUAGUCUGCAUCUUUAAGCAAUGUAGGAAGUAAUGUUUUGUUUUGGGGGCAGGUGUGUGCAUGCAUGUGAUGACAUCAGCCAAACUUGUUCUUAAAAUUAAUUUUGUGUUUUCAGAAGUGGACGCAGAAGGAGCCGGAGCCCAGACAGAAGACGACGUUAGUCCUAUCUGCCUUUAGUUUGUAUUGGGCAUGUGGUUUUAUUAAUUCUGUGUUUUCAGAAGUGGACGCAGAAGGAACCAGAGCCCAGACAGAGGUCAACGUUCGUUCUAUCUGCCUUUAGUUUGCUUUGGACAUAUGGUUUGUUUCUGAAGAUGGGAAGAAAAUUGUAAUGGACAUGUUCUGUUUUCUCAGCUUUUGUUGGCUUGUGUAUUUUUCUUAAAGGAAUUUUAAAUUUUGGGGCAUAAAUGUGCUAUUGCAGCUUAAACAGUAAAUUAAAGGAAACAAAGUUGUUAUAGUUAUGGUCCACAAAUUUUGGAAUAAAGUCUUUUUAUGUUAUCUG